AUGGAGUCUAAAAUCAUCUUCUUCUUCCUGGCGUCAUUCUCCAUUAUGGUGUGGAGUUGCGGAGCCUUCAAUGUGACCACCAUGCUUGACAAGUACCCGAAUUUCAACAACUUCAACCAGUACUUGACGGAGACCCGUCUCGCCGGCGAGAUCAACUCGCGGGGAACCGUCACGGUUUUAGCGGUGGACAACGGCGGCAUGGGGGCUCUGUCGGGGAAGUCCAAGGACGUGAUCAAGAGUGUCAUGGCGGUUCACAUCGUUCUUGAUUACUACGACGUUAAGAAGUUCACGACCUUGGAGAAGAAGACCACCAAGUUGACGACGCUGUUCCAGUCGACGGGCAUGGCCUCCGGCGAACAGGGGUUCUUGAACGCCACCGAUACCGGCGGCAAGACGGUGAUGAUUGGCUCCGCCGUGAAGAAUGCGCCACAGGGGUCAAAUUUGAUCAGCGCCGUCGCUCACGAGGGCUACGAUAUUUCCAUUUUGCAGAUUAGCAGCUUGAUUAUCCCGCCCGGCGUUGAGUCCAUUGCCCCAAAGGCUGCGCCGCCGUCUCAUCAGAAGCAUGGCAAGUCUCCGGCAGCUGCACCGUCGCCGAGGAAGUUGCUGCCGCCUUCAAACUCUCCUUCAGACUCUCCUUCAGACUCUCCGUCAGCACUUUCCCCACCCGGUGUUUCACCGUCGGUGCCGGAAACCGACAGUCCUGCUUCGGGACCCAACGGGGAGGGGGAUUCCUCGGCGGCUACCACAGCCCGAGAAGCUUGUUUGGGCUUUGUAAUGGCGAUUAUCUCAGCAAACCUCUUCUUCUUCUUCAUGCUAUGA
Molecule: messenger RNA, 819 nt
Organism: Ipomoea nil (Japanese morning glory)
Lineage: Eukaryota; Viridiplantae; Streptophyta; Magnoliopsida; Solanales; Convolvulaceae
Product: fasciclin-like arabinogalactan protein 14
Exons: 1
Coding region: 1-819 (272 amino acids)
Cellular component (GO): plasma membrane
Source: RefSeq, a predicted model, not a curated record